AUGGUCCACGUCAAUCUUGUCGUCGAUCUUCUUCUUGGUGCUCACGGUGAGGCGAGUUUGGGCACGAUAGUUGUUGUAGCCAAAAUCAUGUCGAUUGCACGCAGGAGUGAAAGGGAAUCCGAACGGGUUGUCAGGAGACGAGGUGCAUCCGUCAGAGGUCCAGUCGACGGUGUUGGGGUCAAGCGCAUUUCGACGGGCUGUGAAGGCUGGAAGCGUGAUGCUGAACAAGAUCUCGUCGGUGACGGUCUCGAUGCUCUGGCGCGCCUCGAUGACUGGGGCGACAGCUGCCGCCGCGACGACGGAAAUGACCGAGAGGCAGAUAGCAGCGAACUUCAUCUUGAAAUGGAAGAUUCGAGAGUGUAA
Clonostachys solani is the source of this 363-nucleotide messenger RNA. The record is from the annotation of a GenBank genome assembly. NCBI's taxonomy places the organism in Eukaryota, Fungi, Ascomycota, Sordariomycetes, Hypocreales, Bionectriaceae.